AGGGCGUCGGGGCUUCUCAAGGGACACGGGGAGGGGGUCCAGCUGGGCUUGGGACCCCCUCAUCCCCCUGCGGGCAGGGGACGGGGGCCAGAGGGGCCCACGGUGGUUCAGCAGGCAGGUGACAUGGCUGGGCCGGGAGAGCAAAGCUACGUCCGGGAGUUCACCCGCCACGCCAGUGACGUCCUCAUGAACCUGAACGAGCUGCGCAAGCGAUGCAUCCUGACCGAUGUCACCUUGCGAGUAGGAGGGUGCCCACUGCAUGCCCACAAAGCCGUCCUGACCGCCUGCAGCGGCUUCUUUUACUCCAUCUUCCUGGGCCAAGGGGGCCACCAAGUGAGCGUCCUGACCCUCCCCAGCUCCAUCGAGCCGGCCGGAUUCCAGGCCAUCCUGGACUUCAUGUACACGUCUCGCCUGCUUCUCACGCCGGGCACCGUGCCGGCCGUCCUGGCCGCCGCGUCCUACUUGCAGAUGGAACACGUGGCCGAAAGCUGCCACCGCUUCAUCCAAGCCAGCUAUGACCGCGUCAGCUCUUUAUUGACUCCUCCAACGGCGGACUUCCUCCACCAUCAUUUCCAGACUGUAGAAGACCCAUCCGCUGACCAUUUGCAAAGACGGACACCCGAUAGUCCCAUUCCGGCCGCAGUGACCGCUGCCUUGCCCGCCGUAUCCUACAGUCCCAAAGACAAGCCAUAUGGGUCUUUUUUCUCUCCUGGAAAUGGGAGUCAGUCUCCUCCUGGCUGGCCGGCCUCGCCUCGGGGGUCCAGCACCCCGGACCCCAAGGCUUGCAACUGGAAGAAGUACAAAUUCAUCAUCCUGAACUCCAGGAUGCACGAAGACAACGAGGAGGAGGAGGAAGGACGACUGGACACCCCAAAAUCCCCUGACCACAUGGAUACGGAUAGAAACAACUCGGGAACGGGACAAAGCAUCUUUCGCAGGACUUCCCCGGCUCUGCCCCGCUGUUCUGUCUGCAACCGAGACUCCUUUGGGGUUGUAGGCCGAGGAUCGUACCACUGUGGGGGGUUUGAUCUGCCAAUACUUCAGGAAGAUAUUGGAGGGCCCAGUCCACCAACAGCCUCUGACAGCCCCCCAGAGAAGCCCUACAAGUGUCACUUCUGCAGCUCAGGCGUCCGCUACAAAGGAAACCUGGCAAGCCAUCGGACGCUGCAUACAGGAGACAAGCCGUACCACUGUGGCAUUUGCGGAGCGCAGUUCAACCGGCCGGCCAACCUCAAGACCCACCUGCGCAUCCAUUCCGGCGAAAAACCCUACAAGUGCGAAACCUGCGGAUCCCGAUUUGUACAGGUGGCCCACCUGCGGGCCCACGUGCUGAUCCACACUGGAGAGAAGCCGUACCCAUGCGGGACGUGCGGGACGCGCUUCCGGCACCUCCAGACCCUCAAGAGCCACAUCCGCAUCCACACCGGAGAGAAGCCCUACCAGUGCGAGAAAUGCAACAUCCGCUUCCGUCACAAGAGCCAGCUCCGGCUUCACCUGCGGCAGAAGCACGGCGCCGUCACCAACACCAAGGUGCGCUACAAAGUCCUGGACGGCCCGUACGCCACCCUUUGCUGAGCGGAAUGCUGGGAGUUAUAGUUUCGCAAGGUCUUUUGGCCUUACCAAACUACAACUCCCAUGGUUCCAUUGCACCUGCAGAGCUCUGCUGGCAGAGCUGAUGGAUCAAAACUCUGUAAAGCUUAACAAACUUCAAG
Molecule: messenger RNA, 1712 nt
Organism: Anolis carolinensis (green anole)
Lineage: Eukaryota; Metazoa; Chordata; Lepidosauria; Squamata; Anolidae
Gene: bcl6b
Product: BCL6B transcription repressor
Exons: 8
Coding region: 124-1575 (483 amino acids)
Biological process (GO): regulation of transcription by RNA polymerase II
Molecular function (GO): DNA-binding transcription factor activity, RNA polymerase II-specific; protein binding; RNA polymerase II cis-regulatory region sequence-specific DNA binding
Source: RefSeq, a predicted model, not a curated record